Anguilla anguilla (European eel) is the source of this 4120-nucleotide messenger RNA. RefSeq lists its product as uncharacterized. Lineage: Eukaryota; Metazoa; Chordata; Actinopteri; Anguilliformes; Anguillidae. Bases 503 to 3898 code for a protein of 1131 amino acids. Gene Ontology annotation, molecular function: ubiquitin-protein transferase activity; protein binding; GTP binding. Gene Ontology annotation, biological process: protein ubiquitination. The record is from RefSeq and is a predicted model, not a curated record. The transcript is spliced from 14 exons.
GGUUACUGUUCCUAAGUGCUGAUGACUCACCUCUUCUGCUCUUGUCAUAUAAAUUAGAGUAAGGCAGCGUCUCCGUCUCUCAGCGAUGUGUCACGUGCUGACUGAUAUCAGAACGCUUGCCCCGUAUUUCCCUUUAUAUUCCCCUCACCUGUGGACUCACCUGUCCCCGGAAAUACGCCACUGAAGUCUGUGAGUCCACAGUCCAGGAGUCCAGAGGGCUGUUUGGGACUGGGUGAGCAUCUCGCACUCGGAAGGCUUAGUUACAAACAGAAUCUUAUAAUAUGAUUUCAAAAUACAUUUUCCAGGAAAUAAGAAAUUUCUGAAAAUAUACUGAAGAUGGAAGCGAAAUAGCCUAGAUUGAGAAGACGAACAGAGAUAUUAAAGUGAUCUUUAUAAACAGUCCUUCUUAGCUGCAGUUUGUGUGAGAGCAGGAGGUAAAAGUGAAACUAAGCUACUGUAUUCAGCAGAAGCCAUUACUGAGCUCAGAACAGACCGAGACAGAAUGGCAUCUGGAUCUUCUCCCCUGGAAGAGGAGCUCUCCUGUCCUGUGUGCACUGAAAUCUUCAGGGAUCCUGUUGUCCUGAGUUGCAGUCACAGCUUCUGUAAGGCCUGUCUGCAGCAGUACAGGGAACAGAAGGGAUCUCGGGAGUGCCCAGUGUGCAAGAGAGGAUCUUCUAUGGAUAUACUUCUCCCGAACAUGUCUCUGAGAAAUACCUGUGAAGCGUUCUUAAAGGAGAGAAGUCAGAGAGCUAAAGCAGGAUCUGAAGUGCUCUGCAGUCUGCACAGUGAGAAACUCAAACUCUUUUGUUUGGAGGAUCAAAUACCUGUUUGUGUUAUCUGCCAAACUUCAAGAAAACAUCAAAACCACGAACUGCUACCAGUUCAGGAGGCUGCAGAAGAGUAUAAGGAGAAACUCAGGACUGCACUGGCUCCACUGCAGGAGAAGCUAAACACCUUUAAUGAAGUGAAACUAAUCUGUGAUCAAACAGCAGAGCACAUCAAGAGCCAGGCCCAGCACACAGAGAGGCAGAUAAAGAUGGAGUUUGAGAAACUUCAGCAGUUCCUAAAAGAUGAAGAGACAGCCAGGAUCACUGAAUUGAGGAAGGAAGAGAAGCAGAAGAGUCGGAUGAUGAAGGAGAAGAUUGCCAAGAUGACCAAAGAGAUAUCAUCCCUUUCAGAACAAAUCAGAGCCAUAGAACAGGAGCUGGGAGCUGAAGACGUCUCAUUCCUGCAGAGCUACAAGGAGAUACAAAACAGCCCUGUAGUGUUCAGUGAGUCAGGAGCGCUGAUUGAUGUGGCCAAGCACCUGGGCAAUCUGAAGUACAGAGUGUGGGAGAAGAUGCUGGGGACUGUUCAAUACACUCCUGUAACUCUGGACCCAAACACAGCACAUCCCAAACUCUCACUGUCUGAGGAUCUGACCAGUGUGAGAGACAGUGGUGAGAGACAGCAGGUCCCUGAUAAUCCAGAGAGAUUUAAUUGGGGGUGUUGUGUGCUGGGCUCUGAGGGAUUCAGCUCAGGGAGACACUGCUGGGAUGUAGAAGUGGGGGGUGAGCACUGGGUGGUGGGUGUGAUUAAAGAGUCCAUCAAAAGGAAAGGGGAUGUGUAUCUGAGCCCAGCAGGAGGAGUGUGGGGUAUAGAGCUGCACAGUGGGAGAUGCACAGCCCUGACCUACCCAACUACUGCCCUCACUGUGCAGAGGAAACCCCAGAGGGUCAGAGUGCUGCUGGACUGGGACAGGGGGAAGGUGUCAUUCUCUGACCCCAGUACCAACACUCCUCUCUACACCUUUAAACACUCCUUCACUGAAAGUGUGUUUCCAUUCUUCUGUCCUGGUUCUCUGUGGAUCUGUUCACUGAAGGUGUCUGUGUGUGAUGAGCAGCUCUCUGAUUUGAACGGCGUUGCUUCUGACUUCAUCGUGGCCUUCAGUGGGACUCUUCCAGUGUUUGUUAUCGAUGACAUGAAGCCGGUUUCCACACUUUUGGACAAGAUCUUUCAGACGGUCAGUUUCAUCCACAAACUGCUGGAUGGUCACGUCGUCGUCAAGCUGGUCUCCGUAGACAGCACUAUGACAAAGGCGUGGAGCACGGACACUAGGGGGCGCGACUACACUGGGGGAAGGACGGACACCGGGGACGAGGGAACACCAAGGGACGAGGGAACACUGGGCAGGGCAGGAGCACUGGGCAGCUUCGGAGGCUUCUCCAGGGCGCGGGGCGACGCAGGGGGCAGCUCCCGGGCGCGGGGCAAAGCAGGAGGCUUCUCCCGGGCGCGGGGCAAAGCAGGGGGCAGCUCCCGGGCGCGGGGCGACGCAGGGGGCAGCUCCUGGGCGCGGGGCGACGCAGGGGGCAGCUCCCGGGCGCGGGGCAAAGCAGGAGGCUUCUCCCGGGCGCGGGGCAAAGCAGGGGGCAGCUCCCGGGCGCGGGGCGACGCAGGGGGCAGCUCCCGGGCGCGGGGCGACGCAGGGGGCAGCUCCUGGGCGCGGGGCGAAGCAGGGGGCAGAUCCUGGACGUGGGACGGAGCAGUCCGUAAGGGCCCCUCCGGGACGUGGGGCGGUGCAGGCCGAGAGGGCCCCUCCGGGACGUGGGGCGGGGACAGGAACAUAGACCCCAGCUGUAGGGAACCCAGUUGGGCAGGAGACAGGAACGCGGACCCCAGUCGUAGGGAACACGGCUGGGCAGCCGGACGGGACCGGCGGGACCCCCGCGGGCCGGGCCCUGGAAAGAUGGCCAGGUCAGCUGAGCUGAGGAUUGUCCUGUUGGGUCAGACAGGAGCUGGGAAGAGCAGCACAGGCAACACCAUUCUGGGAAAGAAUGUGUUCAAGGCUUCACAUCCUGCAAAGUCUGAAACAUUCAGAUGUGAGGCUGAAAAAGCGACUGUUGAUGGGAGGAAAUUCACAGUGAUUGACACACCAGGGUAUUUUUGUACUGAGUGCUCAGAUGAAGAACUAAAACCUGAAAUAGCCAAGUGCCUGGUAGAGUGUUCCCCUGGACCUCACGCCUUUGUCAUAGUGCUGUCUGUGAGGAGGCAUACAGAGGAGAAGAAUAAAGCGGUGGAUGACAUUCUGAAAAUGUUUGGGGAGGAGGCUCUGAAGUACGCUGUUGUCCUGUUUACCUAUGGAGACCAGCUUGACGACGACAUGACCAUCCACGAGUUUGUGGAUGAAAAUGACCACUUGAAAGAUCUUGUCCAAAAGUGUGGAAACCGGUUUCAUGUCAUCGAUAACAAACACUGGAAGAGUCCCACUGAAGGCCACGGUGAAGUCAGAAGCAACGCCGUUCAAAUCAGAGAGCUGCUGAACACGAUUGAUCAGAUGGUGACAGAGAACGGAGGAAAGCACUACACCAACGAGAUGCUCCAAGCUGUGGGACAAGCCAUAGAAGAGGAAAUGAAAAAGGGAAAAACCAGAGAAGAGGCCAAACAGAGCAUAUGGCGACGGUUGUUAAACCUGCUACGUGAGAGACGGCAGGUUCCUGAAAAUCCAGAGAGAUUUGAUGGGGGGUGGUGUGUGCUGGGCUCUGAGGGAUUCAGCUCAGGAAGACACUGCUGGGAUGUAGAAGUGGGGGAUGAUGACUGGGUGGUGGGUGUGGCUACAGAGUCCAUCAGCAGGAAAGGGGAUGUGGAUCUGAGCUCAGCAGGAGGAGUGUGGGGUAUAGAGCUGCUCGAUGGGAUAUACGCAGCCCUGAGCUCCCCACCUACAGACCUCACUGUGCAGAGGGAACUCCAGAGGGUCAGAGUGCAGCUGGACUGGGACAGGGGGGAGGUGUCAUUCUCUGACCCCAGUGACAACACUCCUCUCUACACUUUUAAACACUCCUUCACUGAGAGAGUGUUUCCAUUCUUCUGUCCUGGGUCUCUGCAGAUCUGUCCACUGAAGGUGUCUGUAAGAGUGGAAUAGUGCUGUGGUUUGUGGGCAAGGAUCAGGUGAACAGACUGCUUCUUUCACUGUGAUUAAUGAGAUAAAAAUAUCUAUUACGAUGUUUUCUUUAAUUAUUUAAAAAAUAAAGAUCCAUGUUUGCAGCAGUUCAUGGUGAAUGUCCCUUUGUAACCUCAUGAUGUCAAUAUUGGAAUUGGUUUGUGUGUAAUAAGUUGAAUUGUAAUAAAUGCACCAGUGGAAUCA